AUGAGCGAUGCUCAGUCUACAUCGGAGGAUGCACGAAAGGCCUGCGAGAACAAACGACCGCCGCAUGCGCCGAAUCCAGCGACAGACACUGCAAUCGUGCCAGGAGUGAAGAGCCCAGACCCGGACAGCGCAGAAGCGGUCGAUCCGAAUCAUGUCAACAUUUUCGAGAUGUCGCCGGUGCAGGCACUCAAGCUGCUUUGCACGUUUGUCGAGUCACUCGUACGCAUGACCGGCGACGUCCCUCCAACACCUCCUCCACGAAGUCGAGGUCAUUCACCAACGCCUAGCUUGUCUGGCCUGCGAAAGGUUUCAAACGCGAAUGACGGGAAGGAGAACAUUGGCUUCGCUGCAAGUCCACCGGGUCAGAUAGAUGGUGUGGCAUUGACAAAGACACCCAUCGGCUCGCCCGAAGCACAUCCUCAAGAGCCGACAUCGGUCAUCGGAGUUGACGCAGAGCCUGUCCACAUUCAGCAUGCCAUCAUCGCGCGAAAGUUCUGGUCGAAAAGACCGCCGGGCAUCCCACUGUUGGAAUACUUGAUGCGCAUGCACAAGUACUGCGCAAUGUCAACAGCUGUGUACCUUGCAACAGCCCACUACAUAUCCAGACUAGCAGUACGCGAUCGGCUGGUGCCAGUAACACCUCGUAACGUCCACCGCCUGCUGCUUGCCGGGUUGCGGGUGUCGAUGAAGGCUCUGGAAGAUAUGUGCUGGCCGCACAGUCGCUUUGCCAAAGUUGGCGGCGUCACCGAGCUUGAGUUGGGUCGACUGGAAGUUACCUUCCUGUUUCUUGCUGCUUUCGAACUAAAGGUCGACGAAGCAACACUGACAAAAGAAGCUGAAAGUCUGGCUAGGAAUGCUCAGGGCUCAGGCUCAGCACUGCUGGAAGGUCCUGUGAAUAUGGAACUGAAGUUACCAUCCGACAGACCAAAGUCAAGAGGAGGCGAGAAGAGGAAAGCAAGCAGCAACUUGCCCAGCCGACCUGCAAUAACGGUCUCACACAGUCAAGGUGCGAUUGAGGUGCUUGGGCAGUCAUAG
This is a messenger RNA of Cyphellophora attinorum, 1035 nucleotides long. Its product is annotated as Cyclin-U4-2. Gene Ontology annotation, biological process: regulation of cyclin-dependent protein serine/threonine kinase activity. NCBI's taxonomy places the organism in Eukaryota, Fungi, Ascomycota, Eurotiomycetes, Chaetothyriales, Cyphellophoraceae. Gene Ontology annotation, cellular component: cyclin-dependent protein kinase holoenzyme complex; nucleus. Bases 1 to 1035 code for a protein of 344 amino acids. Gene Ontology annotation, molecular function: protein kinase binding; cyclin-dependent protein serine/threonine kinase regulator activity. The transcript has a single exon. The record is from RefSeq and is a predicted model, not a curated record.